Puccinia graminis f. sp. tritici CRL 75-36-700-3 is the source of this 909-nucleotide messenger RNA. RefSeq lists its product as uncharacterized. Lineage: Eukaryota; Fungi; Basidiomycota; Pucciniomycetes; Pucciniales; Pucciniaceae. The record is from RefSeq and is a predicted model, not a curated record. The transcript is spliced from 3 exons. The coding region runs from base 1 to 909 and encodes 302 amino acids.
AUGGCCAGUGAUACUGUCCAAACAUUCCGCCUCUUGAAGACCGGUUGCAAUAUCGUACGAGACCCUCAAGAUCCCAAAUCAAUCAUUGCAAUUAUCGAAUUCACCAAAUUCUCCGAUCUCACGGAAGCGGAUAGAGAAGAGCUCAACUUUGUGUCCACCUUUCUCCGCAAGACCACCCGAUUUAUCAGCAACGUCAAGUCUAAACAACGCGCAUGGGGUGGGAAGAUGUGGGGGAUUGGUUGGAGGAAAUCCUCAGAUGAAGACCAGAUCGCCGGAAGAUACAUCAAGGCGUUUGAGGCUGUGCAUGCUGAAGCCUACCAUGAUCUAUUCUCACUAUCUGGUCGAGUAGGUCAAAUUGUUGGUCGAAAUUUCAAAAAGCUGGCGGAGAUCCCUUUCGGCUCAAAUCGUGACCUCAUGGCUGAACAUGGCCUUCCAUCCUUGGCGGCUUUGGAAUAUGGCGAAGACCUCACAGAAUCCGAUUGUGCACCUCACCUCACCUUCACUACCGAUGGAUUCUUCAACCCACCUCAUACUGACGACGAGGACGUCUCAAAAUACGCUUUUGUCAUGUUCCUUCCAACUCACACCAAGGAUGGCUCUUUGGCCACCGAUGAAGACUCCUACGAUAUUACGUCUGGUCCCUUCAUUUUUCCUGACCACAAGUUUGGCAUCAACUUUGAUCACCAAUUCGGUGUGGUCAAGAUGAUAUGGCAGGCUAAUUCAUACAAGCACUGUACCAUGCCAUCCUCUCAUAGCUCCCGAUUUACCCGCCUGGGAUUGAAGAAUGCAUGUGUUGCGUACCAACAAGGCAAAUACAACAGUGUGGCCAACUACUUUGGAGAUCAUUUCUUUUACUUAUACCGUAGUUGUCUUCAUUUAUCGCUUGUUAUAUUUGCUCUUCUCACAUGA